AAAGCGUCUACGCGUUCACAACCAACCAACCAUCGUUGGCCCCAGUUUAGUCCCCCAGUAGACAGACCAAGACCCCCAGACCCAGUCCAGUUGAAUUCAAGCAGCCAAGUCAAGAUUAACCAAAAAAGAAAAAAUUAUAUAUCGAGCUGAACUGAAAAACAAAAAUUUAUAUAAUUAUUUUUUUUUUGCGACUUGUGAAAUUUCUGUCGUCUGACGAAAGAGCGCGACACACAGUGCGUGAAACAGUUUUCGCUCUAUAAAUCAAAACAACAACAAUAAACAACAAAAAAUAUGUUGGAAACGGAGGUUUUGCAACAACCGAAAUUCAAUGGUCCUGCCACAACCGUUGAGAGCGACUAUGAUUAUCCACCAUAUGUGUGCGGUCUGAGUUCGGCCAUGAAACAGGUGGCCAAGGAGGAAUUGCAUGAGGAUGAGAAUAUAAGACGUCAGGCAUUGGCACAAUUUCGCGAAUGGAUUGCCAAGCAUCCGCAUAUUAAGAAAUGCCGUACCGAUGCCGUCUUCCUGUUGCGUUUUCUGCGUACGAAAAAGUUUUCAGUACCAUCGGCCUGCGAGAUGCUUGAACGUUAUUUGACCAUCAGGCAAUUGUUUCCACAGUGGUUCCAGCAGCUGGAUAUCAAUGAUCCGGCCAUAAAUGAGAUAUUUGAAAACGGUUACCUGGUGCCGUUGCCUCAACGUGAUUCAAGCGGUCGGCAGGUUAUAUUUUCAAGGGCUGCUAAAUUUGAUCCCUACAAGUUCACCUCGGUGCAAAUGGCCCGCGUUCAUAGUUUGAUUUGUGAGGCUCUCCUGGAUGAUGAGGACUCUCAGGUGGCUGGUUAUGUUUAUAUCAAUGAUGAGAGCGGAAUGAAUAUGGGAUUCGUUAGUCUCUGGUCUCUAACCGAUUUGCGCAGCAUUGUCAAAUGUAUUCAAAACUCCACACCAAUGCGUCAUAAGGAGACACAUUUCGUAAAUAUUCCCCACUACGCCAACAGAAUCAUUGAACUGGGUGUCUCCAUGCUAAGUGACAAGUUAAAGAAACGCAUUAUUGUCCACAAAAAUGUCGAUAUACUAAAGUCGAAAAUCGAUGCUGAAAUUCUGCCCAAGGAAUAUGGCGGCACCAUGCCCAUGGCCGAUAUGAUUAGGGAAUUCAAACAGAAGCUAGUGCAAAGGCGUGCAGCUAUUUUGGCAUUGGACGACAUGCAAAUCGAAGUCACAAAGGAGGCGGCCAAUUUUGCUGGCAAUGAUAUUGGCGACAUUGAUGCCGGUGUUGUGGGUAGCUUUAGGAAACUGGAGGUGGAUUAAUGCAUUACUUUUUACCCAUCAACCACCUCUUUUAUAUAUAUAUAUAUGUAUAUGUAUGUAGGCUUAAGGCUAGGCUAGUAGUUGAGAGAUCAUAAUCAUAAUGGAUGAUCAAUACCAUUGAAAAGCGCUCGCGGGCAUGCACAAAUUUUUUUGUACUCGUACCUAUUUAAAAAACAAAACAAAACAAAAAAUAAAACCCUCCUGUUCUGAAAAGAUUCUAGUGAGGUAUCUUUUACAUAUAUCCACAAACAGACACCAGACCACCAGAUACCAGAUACCAGAUACCAGACACCAGUAACCAGCACAGUAAUGCCGCCCACUUUUGGCACCACACAGAUUAAGGUAAAAGGAACAAAACAAAAAACCGGAUACAACUGAACUGUACUGUACUGAACUGAAACUGAACUUGAGCUUGUUGGUUAGUGUAGAGUUUAUGCAGUUAGUUAGUAGCUCUCUCUAUAUCUCUCUCUCACUCUCUAUCUCUAGUUAUACUACUAUCUAUAUAUAUUUUCAUCUUUUGCGUUAUGUACUGUUAUGUGUAU
Molecule: messenger RNA, 1841 nt
Organism: Drosophila willistoni
Lineage: Eukaryota; Metazoa; Arthropoda; Insecta; Diptera; Drosophilidae
Product: clavesin-1
Exons: 4
Coding region: 292-1299 (335 amino acids)
Cellular component (GO): membrane
Molecular function (GO): phosphatidylinositol bisphosphate binding
Source: RefSeq, a predicted model, not a curated record